GGGGGGUGACAAAAGGUAGGUUGCCUUGCCCAUUAUAGGGCUUUCUCUUUCUCUUUGAUUUUGUGCAAACUUUGACAGAAUGCCUCACUCUUUUGGUCUCCGUGCUCGUACUCGCCAUAUGUUCUCUCGUAACUUCAGAGAGCAUGGCACCAUCCCUCUUAGCACCUACUUGAAGACCUACAAGGUUGGUGACAUUGUUGACAUCAAGGCCAACGCUGCCGUCCAAAAGGGUAUGCCUCACAAGUUCUACCAUGGUCGUACUGGUGUCAUCUACAAUGUUACCAAGUCUUCCGUUGGUGUCAUCGUUUACAAGGUUGUCGGUAGCCGUUACAUGGAAAAGCGUGUCAAUGUCCGUGUUGAACACAUCAAGCACUCCAAGUGUCGUCAAGAAUUCUUGGACCGUGUUAAGCUCAACGCUCAAAAGAAGAAGGAAGCCAAGGCUGCUGGUGUUACAUUCAACCUCAAGAGAAUCCCUGCUCAACCUCGUGAAGCUCGUCAUGUCUCCACCAAGAAGAAUGUUCCUCAAACCAUCGCUCCUAUUCCUUAUGAAACUCUCAUCUAA
This is a messenger RNA of Rhizopus microsporus ATCC 52813, 562 nucleotides long. RefSeq lists its product as uncharacterized. Bases 80 to 562 code for a protein of 160 amino acids. Lineage: Eukaryota; Fungi; Mucoromycota; Mucoromycetes; Mucorales; Rhizopodaceae. Gene Ontology annotation, biological process: translation. Gene Ontology annotation, molecular function: structural constituent of ribosome. The transcript is spliced from 5 exons. Gene Ontology annotation, cellular component: cytosolic large ribosomal subunit; ribosome. The record is from RefSeq and is a predicted model, not a curated record.